Molecule: messenger RNA, 2214 nt
Organism: Brassicogethes aeneus
Lineage: Eukaryota; Metazoa; Arthropoda; Insecta; Coleoptera; Nitidulidae
Source: the annotation of a GenBank genome assembly
GAAGAAGACUUUAAUUGACAUUUAUUAUGUCAUUUUUGACAGUUGGCAUUAUUGUUAUAUGACAUUUGGUGCCUUAGUUUGUGAUAAUCCAAAACAAAUAAAAUGGGUUUUAAUUGUUGUUUUUUAGUAUAAUGCAAUAUAAAAUGCCGCCGUUUCGUAGGAAAAAGUCGGGAAAAAGUUUUCCCGUCAAAGUUUGCACGCUAGACGCGGAACUAGAGUUCAAUCUUGAAUUGAGAGCGACCGGCAGAGAUCUCUUUGAAUUAGUAUGUAGGACUAUAGGUUUACGAGAAACGUGGUAUUUUGGUCUUCAGUUUGAGGACUCAAAAGGUUUUAUAUCAUGGCUGAAGCUGGACAAAAAAGUGCAAGAUCAAAGUAUUCAAAAAAGCCACCAGACUGCCUCGUUUAUGUUUCUGGCAAAAUUUUACCCAGAGGAGGUUGCCGAAGAGCUAGUGCAAGAGGUUACACAACAUUUAUUUUUCCUACAAGUGAAACAGGCCAUUUUGAGUAUGGACGUAUACUGUCCACCAGAGGCAUCAGUAUUACUGGCUAGUUAUGCAGUACAAGCAAAGUUUGGUGAUUUUGACGAGGACACCUACAAACCAGGAAUGUUGGCUAGCGAAGAUUUACUUCCGCAAAGAGUAAUCGACCAAUACCAAAUGACGCUCGAGAUGUGGGAGGAGCGAAUAAGAGUUUGGUACGCUGACCAUAGAGGAAUGUCGCGGGACGAAGCCGAAAUGGAAUACCUAAAAAUUGCGCAGGACUUGGACAUGUACGGCGUGAACUAUUUCCCCAUAUUGAACAAAAAAGAGACUGAUUUGUGGCUGGGCGUGACGUCAGUGGGUUUGAAUAUCUACGAGAAGGAGAACAAACUGCAGCCGAAAACUACGUUCACUUGGUCGGAAAUUAGGCACAUCAGCUUCGACGACAAAAAGUUUAUCAUCAAAACCGUGGAAAAGAACGCUUCGAAUUUCGUGUUUUUCAGCCAGAAAGUCCGGAUGAAUAAACUGAUUUUGGAUCUAUGCAUGGGCAACCACGACUUGUUUAUGCGCAGGCGCAAACCGGACUCGAUGGAGUUGCAGCAGAUGAAGGCUGCGGCGAAAGAGGAGAAACAGAGGAGGCAGGUGCAGCGCAACCGGUUGGCCAGGGAGAAACAGUUGAGGGAGGAGGCGGAGCGAGACAGAGCCAACAUGGAGCAGAGGCUGAUACAGUACCAAGAAGAGAUCCGAUUGGCCAACGAGGCGCUGCGGCGUUCCGAAGAGAGUGCAGACUUGUUGGCCGAAAAAAGCAGAGUUGCCGAAGAAGAGGCGAUUUUGUUGAGUCAAAAGGCUUCGGAAGCUGAGCAAGAAAUAAAAAGGCUAAGGCUUACUGCUAUGAGGAAGGAUGAGGAAAAAGUCACUUUGGAGCGCAAAACCAGAGAAGCCGAAAUGCUGACCGCCCGUCUGGUGGAAGAAUCCGAACGCAGAGCGGCCGAGGCGAACAGGUUGAAGGACGAACUUUUGAAGGCGCGCGCCGCCGAAAAACAGGCCAAAGAAAAACUGCUCGACUUUUUGAGUCGCAGCACCUACCACGGCUCGAGCGCACCCAGCCCCAUAUCGAGUCAUUCAACUUUAUAUUCGGCCCCUUUGAGUCCCACCCUAGCCCCGGAAUUAUCCUUGUUAGAUAUGGAGGUGCAUAGAAGUACCUCACCGGAACUUAACAUGAACAUGCCCAUGAACAUGAAUAUGAACAUGAACAUGAAUAUUGAACAUGAACAUGACUUCGUACGAUUUAAUCACGCAUGGCGACGCAGAUCAACUUUCACUGGAAAUAGAGAAAGAAAGGGUUGAAUAUUUGGAAAAGUCCAAGCACUUACAGCACCAGUUGAGGGAACUUCGAUCGGAAAUCGAAGUUCUAAAAGUGGGGGACAAACAGACAGAUUUCGAUCAGUUGCACGAGGAACAAGUUAAACUGGGAGAGAAUAAGUAUUCGACGCUAAAAAAAAGUAAAUCUGGUUCUACCAAAUCACGUGUUGCCUUUUUUGAGGAGUUAUGAUUUUAAAGAAUUAUUUAGUAUAUUAUGUGAGGGAUAUUCCUGCAAAAUGCAGAUUAUUGUUAUUAUUGACAAUAACUGGAUUUUGCAAGUCUGCUUCUCGUAUACACAGUUAUAAUAUGAGACGUUUAUACUCAUGACAAGAAUGUUAUUAUUAUUAAUAAAAACUAUUUUUAAUUAAGUCAA